AUGAACAGCUCGGGCGCCCGGGGCGUCCAGGACGCCAGUGAGGCGGGCGGCGGCUUGCAGCCCGAGACGGUGGUGGUGCCCACGCUCUUUGCGCUCAUCUUCCUGGUGGGCACCGUGGGCAACGCGCUGGUGCUGGCAGUGCUGCUGCGCGGCGGCCAGGCGGUCAGCACCACCAACCUGUUCAUCCUCAACCUGGGCGUCGCGGACCUGUGCUUCCUCGUGUGCUGCGUGCCCUUCCAGGCCACCGUCUACACCCUGGACAGCUGGGUGUUUGGCUCGCUGCUCUGCAGGGCCGUGCACUUCCUCAUCUUCCUCACCAUGUAUGCCAGCAGCUUCACCCUGGCUGCUGUCUCCCUGGACAGGUACCUGGCCAUCCGCUACCCCCUGCACUCGCGCGAGCUGCGCACGCCCCGGAACGCGCUGGUGGCCAUCGGGCUCAUCUGGGGGCUGUCGCUGAUCUUCUCCGGGCCCUAUCUGAGCUACUAUCGCCAGUCACGAUUGGCCAACCUGACCGUCUGCCACCCGGCGUGGAGCGCGCCCCGCCGGCGCGCCUUGGACCUCUGCACCUUCGUCUUCAGCUACCUGCUGCCGGUGCUGGUGCUCGGCCUGACCUACGCGCGCACCCUGUGCUACCUCUGGCGCGCAGUGGACCCGGUGCCCGCCGGCUCGGGCGCCGGGCGCGCCAAGCGCAGGGUGACGCGCAUGAUCGUCCUCGUGGCCGCGCUUUUCUGCCUCUGCUGGAUGCCCCACCACGCGCUCAUCCUCUGCGUCUGGUUCGGCCGCUUCCCGCUCACGCCCGCCACCUACGCGCUGCGCAUCCUCUCGCACCUGGUCUCCUACGCCAAUUCCUGCGUCAACCCCAUCGUUUAUGCGCUUGUCUCCAGGCACUUCCGCAAGGGCUUCCGCCAGAUCUGCGCGGGCCUGCUGCGCCGCGCCCCCCGCAGCACCUCCUGCCGGGCGUGCGUCCCCGCGCCUGGCCCCUACAGCUGCAGCGUGCUGGAGUCCACCGACGUGACCCACGUGAGCGAGGCGGCCGUGCCCCUCGCCCCGGCGCUUCCCAGGGGCCUGGUCUCCAGCCCUGGCCCCUGCCGGGCCUGGCGGGACCCAAAGGAUCCCAGUGUUGUGCUAACAGUUAUAGGACCCGAGGCACUUGCCGGGGAGGUGGGGGGACUUGGGGGCUAA
This is a messenger RNA of Echinops telfairi (small Madagascar hedgehog), 1182 nucleotides long. It is a transcript of the gene GALR2, whose product is annotated as galanin receptor 2. Gene Ontology annotation, molecular function: galanin receptor activity. The record is from RefSeq and is a predicted model, not a curated record. Gene Ontology annotation, biological process: adenylate cyclase-modulating G protein-coupled receptor signaling pathway; positive regulation of cytosolic calcium ion concentration; neuropeptide signaling pathway. Gene Ontology annotation, cellular component: membrane. NCBI's taxonomy places the organism in Eukaryota, Metazoa, Chordata, Mammalia, Afrosoricida, Tenrecidae. The transcript has 2 exons. The coding region runs from base 1 to 1182 and encodes 393 amino acids.